AUAAAAUAAAAAAUGACCCGAUCAACCUAUUCAUUUCACGGGCGAGUACAAGUUUCAUUCUUUAAACCCGAAACUCAUGAACUCGAAACUCGGUCAAUCCGUUCAUUUCACGAACGGGUACAAGUCUCAUUCUAUAAAUACAAAACCCAAAACCCGAUCAACUAGCCCGAUGCUCAGCCCUAGGUCACUACAAACAAAAGACACAGGGUUGCAACUGAAAAAAUCUAAGAACAGAGGGCAGAAUUGCAAAAUCUUAUAGCUCUUGAAAAGUUGAAAUUUGAAAGAGUGAAUUUUGGGGGCAAUGAGUAUUGAGUAGUGAGAAAGAUGAAACAGUGCCCAAAGAAAAUGACAUUUGGCGCGGUGGCCAAUCCCACUUCGGUUUGAUUCAAAAACUCUUCUAACAAUCGAAGCUUGCAUUUUUUGCAGAUCCCUUUCACCAUUCUUAUCAUGGCCUCCGAUUCCCCACGGUCCCGGAUUGAUCAGUUUUUCGCUUCGAAGAAGAGGAAAGCUGUGUCACCUUGUUUGAAGCAUGAGAGAAAGGAAAAGAGUUUGAAAAAUAUAGAAGGGUCUCCUAGUGCCAAAGGCACCUUGGACAGUUACUUGGUGGCUUCACAAGGAGAGGGUAACUCAGAUAAGCCUUCGCGUGCUGGUCAUGAUUCAUUAGCUCUGCAAGAUUCGGUAAAAAGAAGUUUGUCAUUAGAGAUUAAUAAGUCUAGGAAGGAUGAUUGUGAAAGGCAGCUUUCGUCAUUUCAAUCUCGAGUGGCUGAUGAUUUCGAACCAAAUCAGAAGGAAACAUCGAGAGAAUUACUUGAAGUGGCUGGUGUUGCAGUUGGACAUUCUGGAAAGGGUAGCAGCUCAGAUUUGGUGCAAGGUGCAGAAAACUCGGAAUUAAAGAAGUUUAAAAAUGACUUUUUGUCUCUGUACUGUAGUGAUCUUCAAUCAAAUGUGGAUUUGAACCCAGAGUUAAAAGUGAGUGACCAUAAGAGACAAGCUAGCCCAUUAUUGAUUGAUAACUCUAAAAAGAGGCAUUGUGUUGCCGACCAGUCACAUUUAGAAUGUGAAACGACUUGCUCUAACGAGAAGAGUUCUCAAGAUAUUCAUUCAACUGUUGGUAAAACUGAGGUUACUACUGAGGAUGAGUCGAAUGACUUGGUUACAUUUCAGUCAAGUUUAAAGAAAUGCAGUAAUAUCUCUAAAUCAUCUCCAGACAAGAUUGAACUCCAUACACCAGGUUCUCUGACUGCUAAAAUUUGUUUUCGGGAAACUCCUAAGUCAGCAUGCAGAAGCUCUUUAUUUUCUCCAGGAGAAGCAUUUUGGGAUGAAGCAAUUCAACUUGCUGAUGGCUUGUGUCAUCCAACAGUUAACUUCUGUGCAAAAGCUGCUGAUGAAGUUGGUUUUGCAGAAAGCCGGUGUUGUAAAAAGAACUCCGAUAAUUUGAUAGAAAAGAUAAAUGAAGGUGCAAGUACUGCUCCAUCUACUUCCUUACAAGGGUUGCUGGGAAGACCUGGAAAUGAAUUAGAAGAAAAAUCUCAUUUUCCUGUUAAGCAUUUUGAUUUCUUGUUUGACGACAAAAAUUUGGAUGGAAGUAUUGUACGUAAUGGUGACACAAAUAAUAUAAAGGUAUCUCAUGAAGGUGGGGUGUCAUCCGAAUCUAGUUCUGAUCUAAUCGAUCAUAGUUGUCCAAAAAAUGACAAUAAUUUCAACCAUCACAAUACUGGUGAAAGAAAUAAAGAGAUAUGUGGAGAGCAAGAGAUGACUCCUAUUGUUGCUGUGGCUAAAAAGGGGAAUUUAUUGGACAGGGAUGAUGAAAGCAUGAAAUAUAAUUCUCCAAUUGAUGGAAUUCGGAAGUCAAUUGGUAAUUCUGAAUGUGGGCAAGAUACUCCUUCAAGUAUUAUGCCAAGGAAAGAUUGGCUAGACUUAAACAGUUGGCUGCCAUCUGAAAUAUGCAGCAUAUACAGAAAGAAAGGAAUUUCUAAACUGUAUCAAUGGCAGGUUGACUGCCUUCAGGUGGAUGGUGUAUUGCAGAGAAGAAAUCUUGUAUAUUGUGCAUCCACAAGUGCAGGUAAAAGUUUCGUUGCUGAAAUUUUAAUGUUGCGGCGGGUCUUAUCAUUUGGAAAGAUGGCACUACUUGUGCUUCCUUAUGUAUCAAUCUGUGCCGAAAAGGCAGAACACCUUGAGGUUCUUCUUGAACCGCUCGGUAAGCAUGUUCGUAGUUAUUAUGGAAACCAAGGAGGUGGAACGCUUCCUAAAGACACUUCUGUAGCUGUGUGCACAAUAGAAAAGGCAAACUCAUUGUUAAACAGAUUGCUGGAGGAAGGUCGUCUAUCCGAAAUUGGAAUUAUUGUGAUAGAUGAACUGCACAUGGUUGGUGAUCGAAAUAGGGGUUAUCUGUUGGAACUCAUGUUGACAAAACUUCGUUACGCUGCUGGUGAAGGCAAUUCUGGAGGAAGCAGUGGUGAAAGUUCAGGUACAAGCAGUGGUAAACAAGACCCUGCUCAUGGUAUGCAGAUUGUAGGGAUGAGUGCAACCAUGCCAAACGUAGGAGCUGUUGCUGAUUGGCUUCAGGCUGCUUUGUACCAAACUGAUUUCCGUCCAGUUCCAUUAGAAGAAUAUAUAAAGGUCGGUAACACAAUUUAUAAUAAGAAUAUGGAUAUUGUUAGGACAAUUUCCAAAGCUGCUGAUCUUGGUGGCAAAGAUCCAGAUCAUGUUGUGGAAUUGUGCAAUGAGGUUGUUCAAGAGGGUCAUUCAGUGCUAAUAUUUUGCUCUAGUCGAAAAGGCUGUGAAUCAACUGCCAAACAUAUUUCAAAAUUCCUCCGAAGUUCUAAAGUUAGCUCUCAGAACAGUGAUGCUGAAUAUGCUGAUAUCACUUCUGCUAUUGAUGCCUUAAGAAGGUGUCCUGUUGGAUUGGACCCAGUAUUAGAAGAAACUUUGCCUUUUGGCAUUGCUUACCACCAUGCCGGGCUGACGGUUGAGGAAAGAGAGGUUGUUGAAACCUGCUAUCGGAAAGGCCUCAUACGUGUCUUAACUGCUACAUCUACUUUAGCUGCUGGGGUAAAUUUACCGGCUAGGAGGGUUAUUUUUCGUCAACCCAAAAUUGGUCGUGAUUUUAUUGAUGGGACAAGGUAUAAACAGAUGUCAGGUCGGGCUGGUCGUACUGGAAUAGAUACUAAGGGUGAAAGUGUUCUUAUUUGCAAACCAGAGGAGAUCAAAAGAAUCUCAGGUCUUCUAAAUGAAAGCUGUCCACCAUUGCAUUCUUGUUUAUCUGAAGACAUGAAUGGAAUGAUUCAUGCAAUCUUAGAAGUUGUUGCUGGGGGAAUUGUUCAGACUGCUAAAGAUAUUCAUCGAUAUGUAAGGUGUACUCUUCUGAAUUCUACAAAACCAUUUCAGGAUGUGGUGAAAUCAGCGCAGGAAUCUCUUCGUUGGUUGUGCCAUAUGAAAUUUCUUGAAUGGAAUGAAGAUACUAAGUUGUACAGUACCACACCCCUUGGGCGUGCUUCUUUUGGCAGUUCUCUUUCCCCAGAAGAAUCACUUAUUGUAUUGGAUGAUCUUACAAGGGCGAGAGAAGGAUUUGUCCUCGCAUCUGAUUUGCAUUUGGUUUACCUGGUAACACCCAUCAACGUUGAUGUUGAGCCAAAUUGGGAAUUGUACUACGAGCGGUUCAUGCAAUUGUCUCCUCUUGACCAGUCUGUUGGACAUCGAGUUGGAGUGGCAGAACCCUUUUUGAUGCGCAUGGCACAUGGUGCACCAAUACGCACUUCAAAGCCAAAAGAAAAUACGUCAGGAUUGCGUAGUAAAGGUCAAAACCAACUGGGAAUCACAAACAAUACUUCACUUUCAGAUGAUCAAGCUCUUCGAGUGUGUAAACGCUUCUACGUAGCUCUGAUCUUGUCAAGGCUAGUUCAGGAAGCACCUGUUCCCGAGGUUUGUGAAGCUUUUAAAGUGGCCAGAGGCAUGGUGCAAGCAUUACAAGAGAAUGCUGGUAGGUUUGCAUCUAUGGUGACUGUAUUUUGUGAGAGGCUUGGAUGGCAGGAUCUUGAAGGUCUAGUUGGCAAGUUUCAAAAUCGUGUUUCAUUUGGAGUGAGAGCAGAGAUUGUCGAGCUCACUACUAUUCCGUAUGUUAAGGGUUCUCGAGCUAGAGCUCUUUACAAAGCUGGCUUGCGUACACCUUUGUCAAUUGCUGAAGCAUCUGUUGCUGAGAUUGUCAAAGCUCUUUUCGAAAAGUCUUCAUGGGCUGGACAAGCUCAAAGACGGAUACAGCUGGGAGUGGCAAAGAAGAUCAAGAAUGGAGCACGCAAGAUGGUUCUUGAAAAGGCUGAAGAGGCAAGAGUUGCUGCCUUCGCAGCUUUCAAAUCACUCGGACUCAAUGUUCCACAGUUUCCAGGACAAUCAUUGUCAACUGCUGCGGGCAAUUCCUAUGAGCAAGGUGGUGCUGCAUCUUCUGGUAAUGAUACGGGCAAUAGCGCUGUUAAUGUCGAGCCAGUGGAACGUGCAGCUCAGCCAUCUUUUCAAGAAACUGUCCAUUCUGAGAAAGUUGUGUCUGCAAGUGAUGAGAAGAUAACAAAGACACUAAAUACUAGUGUUGUGGCUUUUGAAGUAAAUUCAAAUGCUGUCAUGGCUCGGAAGUUUGGUCUCGAUGAAUCUACAGUCUUAACUGAACAACCUGUCACCCUUCAAAUUGAGCAUGAAGCUACUGUUCCUCAUUCCAAAGAUGAUAAUUUGACACACCUAAUUAAGCCACAAGAAGAAGGUGAUAGACAUAUGAUUGGUAAUCAAGCCAUUGAUCCUCAACCGGGGAUGCAGCAGAGUAACAUUCGUUUAUCUUGUGGCGUUAGGGUCAGUGCUAAUGAGAAAGGCCCUAUGCAUGCAACUAAUGUUCCUGGUGGAUUUGAUUCUUUUCUGGAUCUCUGGGAAAAUGCCUGUGAGUUUUGUUUCGAUGUCCAUUACAACAAAAGAUCUGAAGUGAAUUCUGGGGCCUCUUUUGAAGUACACGGAAUAGCCAUCUGUUGGGAAAAUUCUGCUGUGUAUUAUGUCAAUCUCCCUAAAGAUCUACAAUGGUCUGACAAAAGUAUAAACGAUUGCUCGCAUGUGAAUGCAUCUGGUGAUAAAAAUAGUAUGUUUCUUGGUGGAAAUGGGUUGGAGAUUGUUAGACAAAGAUGGGAGAGGAUAAGUAGGAUAAUGGGGAAAAGAGAUGUUAGAAAGUAUACUUGGAAUUUGAAAGUUCAAAUUCAGGCACUUAAAUGUCCGGCAGUUUCAGUUCAGAAAUUCGGUUCCCAGAAUCUUGAAGAGAUAAAUAGAGGGUUUGAAAUUUUAGACAGUUCAUUUGUUUUGUUGACACCUAUUUGUGUAAAUUAUGGAAUUGACAUGUGCAUCGUGGCAUGGAUUCUUUGGCCCGAUGAGGAGAGAAGCUCUAGUCCAAACCUGGAGAAGGAAGUAAAGAAAAGGUUAUCUAGUGAGGCUGCGACUGCUGCUAAUCAAAAUGGUAGGUGGAAGAAUCAGAUGCGUAGAGCUGCUCAUAAUGGUUGCUGUCGUCGAGUUGCACAAAUACGAGCAUUGUGUUCUGUUCUCUGGAAGUUGAUUGUGUCUGAUGAACUCACUGAAGCACUUUUGAAUGUUGAAAUUCCUUUGGUUAACAUUCUUGCAGACAUGGAACUUUGGGGAAUAGGUGUUGAUAUGGAGGGAUGCCUCCGAGCACGAAAUUUGGUGGGGAAGAAGUUAAGGAAUCUUGAGAAAGAAGCUUAUAAGCUGGCAGGCAUGACAUUUUCGUUAUACACAGCAGCAGAUAUUGCCAAUGUACUGUAUGGACACUUAAAGCUUCCGAUACCAGAGACCGGUAACAAAGGGAAGCACCAUCCUAGUACAGACAAGCAUUGUUUGGAUUUGUUAAGGCACGAGCAUCCUAUUGUUCCAGUUAUAAAAGAGCAUCGGACAUUGGCAAAGCUUUUAAACUGUACAUUGGGAUCAAUUUGCUCGCUUGCUAAGCUCUCGGUUGGGACACACAAACACACUUUACAUGGUCAUUGGCUUCAAACGUCAACUGCAACUGGUCGGCUUUCAAUGGAGGAACCUAAUCUCCAGAACGUUGAGCACAUGGUGGUCUUCCAAAUCAACAAGGAUAAAAAGGGAAAAGAAGCUGAUGCUGCAGAUUCUUACGAAAUCAAUGCUCGUGAUUACUUUGUUCCUACUCAGGAGAACUGGUUACUUUUAACAGCUGAUUAUUCCCAGAUAGAACUGCGGAUGAUGGCACAUUUCUCUAAAGAUUCCGCUCUAGUAGAACUUUUAAGUAAACCCAGUGGUGAUGUCUUCACCCUAAUAGCUUCAAGAUGGACUGGGUGUGGAGAAGAUUCUGUAGGUUCUGAUGAACGAGAUCAGACCAAAAGGUUGGUGUAUGGCAUUCUCUAUGGAAUGGGUGCUAACACCCUGGCAGAGCAACUCGGUUGCAGUCCUGCUGAAGCUGGUGAAAAAAUUCGAAGCUUUAAGAAAUCUUUUCCUGGAGUUGCUCGUUGGCUUCAUGAAGUGGUUGUAGACUGCCGUGAGAAAGGUUAUGUGAAGACCAUAAAAGGAAGGAAACGGUUCUUGUCAAAAAUAAAGCUUGGAAAUUCUAAAGAAAAAUCUAAGGCUGAGAGACAAGCUGUGAAUUCUAUUUGUCAGGGAUCUGCUGCUGACAUAAUUAAGAUCGCGAUGAUAAACAUUUAUUGUGUAAUAGUCGAUGGAGUAGUGCCGGCUUCACUUUCAUCAUUUGCAGACAAGUUUAACUUGUUAAAGGGCCGCUGUCGAAUUUUGUUACAGGUACAUGACGAGCUAGUUUUGGAAGCGGAUCCCUCUGUAAUAACCGAAGCUGCUUUACUGUUACAGAUGAGCAUGGAGAAUGCUACUUCGCUUCUCGUACCUUUGCAAGUCAAACUGAAACUUGGAAGAAAAUGGGGUUCUAUGGAACCUUUCCAGGGGGAUAAGUAGGGGAGAAAACUCUUCUCCCUGAUACCAAAAUUUGAUCAGAACAAACCAAUGUUUAGUAAUGCUGGUGAGAUGAUUUACAGCCAGUUUUCCCAGUUUAUGAAUGUCUUGUUUUUAAGUUCGAUUUUCAUACAACGGGAAUUCAUUUCAAAUUGCUAAAAGUAGCCAAGGAGAAGGAUUUCUGCAUCAUCUUGCUGCAGAUUUUGCUUCUAUCAUGCUCGAAAGGGAACCUCGAAGACUUAGGCUCGUCUGCUCUAUCCGUUUCUGUGCCAGUUCUUUUUUCUGGGCCAUACAGAGUUAUAUUUUAGAUAAAGCAAGGGCGUUCCACUGUCCUUGCAACAUUUCGUUCGGGUGUACAGAAACUGUCGAACUGACCUGUUCGAAAACUCUUCAAAGGGAGUGAUACCGAAAAACUAUCCUUUGGUUCGGGUGUGCAGAGACUUUUCUUUGAUGGUGUUAGCACUGACAUUGGGACGAGAACAGCAUCGAAAGCUGAGUUACUCGUAGUAAGGAUCGAAUAAAUAGCGACAAUGGCAUUUCAUUCGAUUCGAGUUCGGCUCAAAAUGCAGGCAGCUGCAGUUCAGUUUCACAGCACAUCUUAUUGCCAAGAUCAAUUGAUGAUUGAUUACUUGUUUCUCUUUUAUAGUAAGCUAAGCUGUACAUGAUGAACUCCAAAAAAAGUGGUUAAUUGUCCUUUAUUCUUUCAUUCAAUUAUUUUUUUUAUUUUUUAUUUUUGAUUGCUUUUCAUUCAAUUAUUUUUAAUUAACAACCAUGAUUGAUUUCAGCCACUUUGCUAAUGUAGUGUAAUUUUAUAGAUUUAAAUUUUAAUUGUAGAAAUAAAUAUAAAAUUACAGGCU
Molecule: messenger RNA, 7808 nt
Organism: Cannabis sativa
Lineage: Eukaryota; Viridiplantae; Streptophyta; Magnoliopsida; Rosales; Cannabaceae
Product: helicase and polymerase-containing protein TEBICHI
Exons: 25
Coding region: 448-6954 (2168 amino acids)
Biological process (GO): double-strand break repair; DNA-templated DNA replication
Molecular function (GO): DNA binding; DNA-directed DNA polymerase activity; ATP binding
Source: RefSeq, a predicted model, not a curated record